AUGAAUAUAAAUUAAACAGAAACCUAUUUGCUCUAAUAAUCUAAGACAUAAACUGAUUUGAUCUAAACUUAGGAGAAUAUAGAUAAAUAAAAAGGAAGUAAUAAGGAUAUUCAAAGACAUAAAAUUAACUUUACAAAUACUAAUAUGCAUAAUAUUUAGGGAAUACAAGAUGCCGAAAGUCUUAUAUCUAAUGAUUAUAAUAGCCCAUUACAUGUGCAUACUUUUAGUAGUAAUAAUACAAAUUAGGGAGUCUUAACUAAUUUUGCAAAUAGUUAAAACACAUUGUAAAAUCCAUUUUAUGAUAAAAUAUAUGACAGUCCUCAAUAUAAAACUGAGAGGGAUCAAUCAAGAGUGAGACAUAAAAGGAACUUUGCUAGGCAAGAUUAGUAGUUUUCAAAAGAAAUGUAACUAUCUUCACCUUAGAAUGAAUAAAAAGAUAACCUUAAAAUUUCAAUAUUUGGAAAGAGUAGUGCUUUUAAUAAUUAGCCAGUAACAUAAAUCUAAACAAGUACUGGUUAAAUUUAAUAGAAUUCUAAACAUUAUAAUAAAAUUAGUAGUUUUAUUGAGUAGCAAGAUGUAACUGUAAAAGAUUUGGAAACAAAAAACAUUAAAACUUUAAGAAAAUCUAAAUCUCCAUAGCCAUAACAAUCUAUCCUGCAAGAGAGUAUGAACAAAACCCCAUAAAGUUUUCUUUUAAAGUCUCCAAAAUUAGUUUUGAAAAAGUUGGAUUUUGCAGAAGGAGAUGAUUACUUUUUUUUUGAUCCAAAAGCAAAAAUAAACGAUUUGAUUAUUCCCUAAAAUUAAAUAGAAAGUUAGAGUUCAUCUUAGGUUUAAAUGGCUAAGAAAACAAUUCUAAAAUCAUUUUAAAAACCUGUUAGUGUUUCUGAAUCUUAAAAAUUAAAAAAAUAAAAGUCUACUUCAGAUUUUGAUGAUUUACAGAUAGAAGAUAAUUCAAAAAUCAAUGUUAUAAAAUCAGACAGUAAUCUUGAGAAGGAAGAUAAGGAAUUAUUAUUAGUAGUAGCGAUUACAAUUUGGAAUAUUUAAUCACUUAAAACAAUUUUGGCAGAUCAAAAUUUAACUCUAAAAUAAAAGUACUUAAUGAUUAUGAAAAGGCAAGUUAUAUGA
Messenger RNA from Tetrahymena thermophila SB210, 1125 nucleotides. RefSeq lists its product as hypothetical. The transcript has 2 exons. The record is from RefSeq and is a predicted model, not a curated record. NCBI's taxonomy places the organism in Eukaryota, Ciliophora, Oligohymenophorea, Hymenostomatida, Tetrahymenidae.